Molecule: messenger RNA, 1548 nt
Organism: Dendronephthya gigantea
Lineage: Eukaryota; Metazoa; Cnidaria; Anthozoa; Malacalcyonacea; Nephtheidae
Product: tyrosine kinase receptor Cad96Ca-like
Exons: 11
Coding region: 126-1364 (412 amino acids)
Biological process (GO): positive regulation of kinase activity; cell surface receptor protein tyrosine kinase signaling pathway; multicellular organism development
Cellular component (GO): signaling receptor complex
Molecular function (GO): transmembrane receptor protein tyrosine kinase activity; ATP binding
Source: RefSeq, a predicted model, not a curated record
AACUAGAGAUCGAGCUCACAAUACAAACAGGACGUCCAGUAGGCCUAUACGUUGUAAUGCGUAAUAGGUUUUAUAACUUACUUUGACAGGCAACAAACGAAGGCGAUGCAGAAAAAAAUGUGACAAUGGAGCCAAAAACAACUGGUGUUAAUGGAAUCGUUAAUGAUGAAAAUAAUAAGUGGUCGUUAGAAAACUACCCGUUUAUAAUAGCAGUGAUUGUGGCAUUGGGAGCGUUGGUUGUUUUAGCGUUCUUUGUUUGGAUGAAAUGUAGAAGAAAGGAUGUUUUUAACGUUAGACGUGCAACCAUGCAAAUGGGACCAGAGAUUGGUGAAGUAAAUGGUCAACCAAGAACAAAUAGAACUCCUGGUUCCGGCUCAAGAACUUCUCACCAGAUCAAGCGAUCAGAUGAUGCCUUUUGGGAGUUUCCUAAAGGCAAAAUUGUGAUUCUUAAAAUUUUGGGUGAAGGCACUUUUGCCACUGUAAACAAAGCGAAGAUUUUACCUUUGCACGCCAUGAAUCAAAUCAAUUGUGGGAUUGUUGCUGUGAAGACUCUCAAAGAGAACACAGACGAGAAGGAUCGUACAAAUUUUCUAAAUGAACUAAACGUGAUGAAGAAGCUAGAGCCACAUCCAUACGUCGUACAACUUCUGGGCUGCUGCACUUCCACUGAACCGUAUUUGUUAAUACUGGAGUACUUGGUUGGUGGAGAUCUUCUGGGUUAUCUCAGAAAAUCCCGUGGAUAUAAAGAUCCUUAUAAUACUGGAGAGUAUGUUCCAACAUCAAGGCUGACAGAGAAUGAUCUAUUGUCUUUUGCAUGGAUGGUUGCUGAUGGAAUGACUUUUCUCGCCCAAAAUGAGAUAAUCCAUCGUGAUUUGGCAGCGAGGAAUGUUCUUGUUGGAGCGCACAAUGUCUGCAAAGUGUCAGAUUUUGGUUUGGCAAGGGAGGGGUCUUACGACAGAGAAUCAAAGGCACGUCUUCCUGUUAAAUGGAUGGCUCCUGAAGAUAUAUUUGCAGGAAAAUGUACCACCAUGAGCGACGUGUGGUCCUACGGAAUUUUGCUAAUGGAAAUUUUUACCAUAGGUGAUUCUCCAUACCCGGGAUAUAAAGGGAAAGAUGUUCCAGACUUAGUUGAAAGUGGCUACAGAAUGCCGAGGCCCAAGCAUUUGUCGGUUGAGAUUUAUUCCGUCAUGGAAGAAUGUUGGAUAAUCGAACCGCGAAAAAGACCACGAUUUUCAGACAUGGCAUCGUUCUUCAAAGAAAUGUUGGUAGAGGGUUCGAAGGAUUACCUUGACUUGAAUGUAUUUGAAGACCAUCUUUACGAAAAUUUCGAUGAAAUUAAGCUGCAAAGAUCAAGCAUAAGUUGAUGUAUCUGGUAGUUUCGGUCGUAUAUAGGUAAUCAUUCCCUGCGAAUACAAUUCAGACCUGCAUGUAUAUAUUAUUUUGUACUUCUAGCAGUAUUUUCGUUUAACUGUCUGGCCUUUUUUAAUUCAAUUCCUCAAGGACCAAUUUUUGUAUGCCAAUUUCAUUUCCGCCAUUUUGUGUUGGCAA